Molecule: messenger RNA, 1371 nt
Organism: Chelmon rostratus (copperband butterflyfish)
Lineage: Eukaryota; Metazoa; Chordata; Actinopteri; Chaetodontiformes; Chaetodontidae
Gene: glt8d2
Product: glycosyltransferase 8 domain containing 2
Exons: 8
Coding region: 22-1056 (344 amino acids)
Cellular component (GO): Golgi apparatus
Molecular function (GO): glycosyltransferase activity
Source: RefSeq, a predicted model, not a curated record
CUCCUGGUGCUGCUGGUGCUGAUGGUGUGUCUCCUCCUGCACAGUACACUGCUCAGAGCCUCCACUCGGCCCAAACUCUCAGACCACUGGAAGAGCGGCGGACGCGUGGCACGAGUUCCUGCGGUAAGAGCGCCCGAGGCCGACAAUGUCGUCCCCGUCAUCAUCUGCGCAUCUGAGGAGCGUGUGGGCGCAACCAUGGCAGCCAUCAACAGCGUCCGUAGCAACACAGAUGCCAGCGUGUUCUUCUAUAUUGUUACUCUUCGCGAUGCGGUUAAACUGACGAGGCAGUACAUAGAGAAGAGUAAACUGAAAGGCAUCAAGUAUAAGAUACUGGAAUUUAACCCCAUGGUUCUACGCGGGAAGGUGAAGCCAGAUUCCUCCCGACCGGACCUGUUACAUCCCCUCAACUUCGUGCGCUUUUACUUACCUCUGCUUGACAUCAGCCACGAGAGGGUGAUAUACUUAGAUGAUGAUGUCAUCGUGCAGGGAGACAUCAAGGAUCUGUUUAACAUCAAACUGAAGCCAGGCCAUGCUGCUGCUUUCGCCACUGACUGUGACCUGCCCUCCACACAUGAGAUGGUGCGCAGCAUCGGCAUGCAGACAACCUACAUGGGCUUCCUGGACUAUAGGAAACAGGAAGUUAAAGAUCUGGGCAUCCACCCCAGAGACUGCUCUUUCAACCCCGGAGUGUUUGUGGCAGAAAUCCGCGAAUGGAAGAAGCAGAAGAUCACCAAACAGCUGGAGAAAUGGAUGGAGGAGAAUUUCAGGCAGAACAUAUACAGCAGUGCCAUGGCGGGAGGUGUGGCGACCCCACCCAUGCUAAUAGUGUUUCAUGACAAAUACUCAAAACUGGACCCGCUGUGGCAUGUCAGACACCUGGGCUGGAGUCCAGAUGCCCGUUAUUCAGAGAGCUUCCUGCAGGAGGCGCACCUGCUGCACUGGAACGGCCCAUUCAAACCCUGGAAUUACCCUGCUGUUCACUUGGAUCUGUGGGAGAGGUGGUUCAUCCCAGACCCCUCCAAAAGGUUCUCCUUGGUACGACCUGAGAGCAGCUGAGUGCGAUGGAAUGUACCAUAUCUGAGCCACAGGGGGACAGUGAAGUGUGUGAAGUUUAGGACUUACUUGAACAAUGGUGGAAGAUGUGAAAGGAAACGUUCAGUGAAUUUAGUACUGAGGAACAUUAUUGAAAAUAAAAUGUCAAACAUUAUAUGAGAAACAGUAUUGAAGUGUGUUUUUAUGUAUGCUAAAUACACAAAAUGUGACUCAUCUGUUGUGUUCGGGAAGUGACAGAUACCUGUAUUACAAUGUUACCUGUAGGAACGUGUUCAAAGUGAAACUCAGAAACUCAGAAUAGUGUCCAGCGAUUUUUGU